This is a messenger RNA of Varroa destructor (honeybee mite), 573 nucleotides long. It is a transcript of the gene RpS26, whose product is annotated as ribosomal protein S26. Gene Ontology annotation, cellular component: ribosome; cytosolic small ribosomal subunit. The record is from RefSeq and is a predicted model, not a curated record. Gene Ontology annotation, molecular function: structural constituent of ribosome; mRNA binding. Lineage: Eukaryota; Metazoa; Arthropoda; Arachnida; Mesostigmata; Varroidae. Gene Ontology annotation, biological process: translation.
CAAACGCAUUGAGAACUCCGGCCUUUCGGCCAUUUUGUUCUAGUGGCACGUGAGAAGUUUCGUAACGAAAGUGUGAAAAAAUGACGUGUAAACGUCGAAACGGAGGUCGUUCGAAGCACGGCAGGGGGCACGUGAAACCCGUGAGGUGCACGAACUGCGCCCGGUGUGUCCCUAAGGACAAAGCUAUCAAGAAAUUUGUUAUCAGGAAUAUCGUCGAGGCUGCUGCUGUUCGUGAUAUCACGGUAGCAUCCGUCUACGAGAGCUACCCCCUUCCAAAGCUCUACGCCAAGUUGCACUACUGUGUCUCUUGCGCUAUCCAUUCGAAAAUUGUGCGCAACCGAAAAAAGUCGGCGCGUAAGGACCGUGACCCGCCUCCUCGAUUCACUCGUGCCUCUAUGGACGGCCCUCGAGGCCAGGGCGGCCAAGGUGGUCAGGGCCCCCGACAGGGUGGCGCUCAAGGUGCGGCCGCCGGUGCACCUGCACUUGCCGCCAAGUAAUAAAAAGACCCUAAUAAAAAUCACCACCAACGCGCAAGCGAUUCAAAUGCUGUUGGAUGGCGCUGUAAAAAAACUA